Messenger RNA from Phytophthora nicotianae INRA-310, 652 nucleotides. RefSeq lists its product as hypothetical. The coding region runs from base 53 to 622 and encodes 189 amino acids. The record is from RefSeq and is a predicted model, not a curated record. Lineage: Eukaryota; Oomycota; Peronosporomycetes; Peronosporales; Peronosporaceae. The transcript has a single exon.
GUUUUAGCUGGACAGUAAUGGUACAAUUUUCGACAAUUUUUGUUCCUAACAAAUGAGCCGAAGUCGAAGUCGCAGUUUGCCGCGCGAGCGACCCACGCGCCGCUGUCGAUCCCCGAGUCAUGACCGACGCCUGAGUAGACGCAAUAAGAGGAGUAGAAGCCCCGACGAUCGACGUAGGAAAGGCCGCUCUCGAAGCCGCAGCCCCAGCAUCGCUUCAUCGCGCUCUGAGAGCGAAGAGAGGCAUCACAAAAAACACAAGAAACACUCGAAAAAGAAGCACCACAAAAAGCACAAGAGGGACAAGGUGGAUGAACUACACGUUGAAGAGGCUGUAGCUCCUGAAGAAAGCAAAAAUGGCGAAGAAAUGAAGGAGCAGCCGACGGACACUACUACGCCAGUUGACGCGAGGAGCUUCUUCGAGCAGCUCCAGAAGCAGGAAGCGGCCAAGGAACCGGUGGGUACAGUGCAUGCUCGAGGCCUCCCUGCUCCCGUCUCUGCGACGGCGAUCUCGACGUCGGACAAGUGGGAGUGCAGCAAGGCAGGCUGUGGCCACAUGAACUCCAAAUACGCACCGGCCUGCAACAAAUGCGGCGCCAUGAAGCGAAUGACCGAGUGGCGAUAGAGUGCGAUUGUAGACUGCAACACUAGUGUG